GGCCCGGCCACCCGGCGCAUGCGCCGCCGAUCCGGCGACAGCAGCUCGAGCGUCGCGGCAGUUGGGGGGCAACAUUUCAAACGCCGACGGGGAGUUAACGGCCGCCCGCUCUCCAUGGCGGCCGCGACAUCACCAUCGCCACCGCCGCCCAUCGAGGAGACGCCUCUGAACGGUUCUUGGGUGGAGUUGCACAUAAAGAACAAUGGGAAUGGGAAUGACAGUGGCUCCGGACGAAAUGGAGGGUUGGAGCAUGUGCCCUCAUCGUCCUCCAUCCAUGAUGAAGACAUGGAAAAAAUACUUCUGGAUGCUCAGCAUGAAUCUGGUCAGAGUAGUUCGCGGGGAAGCUCCCACUCUGACAGUCAAUCUCGACCCCAAACACCUCAGAUGACUCAAGCAGUUUUCGAAGUAGAGCCGCAAGGUAGCAGAGACAACAGUUCUCAGUCUGAAGAUGACAGUUUGGAACGAGAACAAGAGGAGGAAAUUAUGAUGAAGAGAAGUGCUGAAUGGAUCUCCGACUGGUCAAGUCGACCUGAAAACAUUCCUCCAAAGGAAUUUCAUUUCAAACAUCCUAAGCGUUCGGUCACACUCAGCAUGAGAAAGACUGCGGCAAUGAAGAAAGGAGGAGUAUUUUCUGCUGAAUUUCUGAAGAUCCUCUUUCCCUCCCUCCUUCUGUCACAUAUUCUGGCUCUGGGUCUAGGGAUCUACAUUGGGAAAAGACUGACAACCUCCUCAUCCAGCACCUUCUGAGCCUGAUUCAGAUUUAAACAUGACCUGUGAAAUUGUGUGGCUGUUCCAUCAGUACAUUUGAAUUGGAAGAAGACAAAUAACCAUCACAAGCACAAGACAUCCCAUCUCAUUACAUGUUUCCUUUGUUACUUCGUAGAAAAUGCUUGCUUGAGCACUAACUGGACUUCCCUCUCUUGCACUCAACUUUAACUUGUGAGUCAAGCCGUAUACCAUAUGACAGCAGCCCUAAUAUGCUUUACUGGUUUGCAUCAGCGUGAAGUAGGUUCACCAGCAAACACCAUCGAGAUCUGUUCAAUACAUCUUAUAGUGCAGCCGUUUAGAAUAGAUUAUGAAUUAGCAAAACUUAUGCAGAGCACAAGUACAGUACAGUACAAGCACAGUAGCACUGAACCUUAAACUGCAGUCUCAUGUUUAGGAUGUACAAUCUUUCUGGCAACAGCUCAAUACUUGAACUAACAAACCAACAUAUUAUGUUACUGUUGGAAUUAUUCUAUGUAGAUUUGCCAUUUGAUUGUAGCAAUUGUCAUUAUAUUCUUCGAGAAUAUGCGUAUUCUCUCACCUUGCCAUAAAUCACUGCUUUCUUCACGUUCUCUGCUAUUACAUGCUUGAUGCUAACUAGGGGAGCAGCCACGCAAUUUGGCUUUGACUCUACUGAUCAAAGCAGCGUUUUUUGGUUUCUAAUGCUUUGCUGAAUUCUCGGGCUUAUCGCAAUUUUUAUUCAAAAAUAAUUUUUAUCCCUGACUAUUGAUAGCAUCUCUCUAACUCAAGUACACUUUAUUGAACCUUGCUGAAUUUCAUCCUAAUCCUACUUGAUGUUUCCUAGCAGGGCUCAUAUGGGAAAGACAUACGAGCCGAUUCUCUCCCUUUAGAUCUUAUUGCCAGCAAUAACAGCCCAGCUAAGGUUUAGUAAGUCAGCCUAGAAUAGUGAUUGCACCUAUAAAUGAAGGAGCCAAAUUCUGAACUAUCAUGACAGGUAGAAAGCAGAAAGUUUGCAAUUUUUCUGAGGUCAAUUGUGUGUAUCUUGGGCUAUAAAUUCUGAUUUUCAAUGGUCUGUUGCAUUUUAUUGCAUUAACCUGCCAUAUCAUGGUUGUUUUAGCCUCCCCCCAGUACUUUAAAAUGAAGUAUAUAGUUCUGGGAACUAAUAUGAUUAAAAGUAACUGUCCUAAUAUAACCUUUCAAAGUUUUUCGCAAUUGUUUGUUUUGACCUUAUGCACCAGUUUUCAGCUUCUGUUUGGCUAAUGUUUAGAGUGAAAUUUUAGAUGUGGGCUUGUCAUGUGUGGAACAUGGAUUUAAUUUAGCUAAUUCUGUUGGGAAUAGAACGUAAUUUUUUUCUUGGCUAUAAGAAUUGUGUCCUAUGUAAGUUAAGGCAAUCUCAGCCCAGUUCUCGAAGUGUCGACACUUGUUGCACCAAAUUGUCCUCAAGCCAUCGCUGAUUCGCAGUGCAGCUUAGAAUUGCCACCUGCUGGCAGGUUUGAGAAAUAGAGGAACAUCACUGUAUCGGGGAAACGCGUUGAGGUUGUAACAGCGGUAAAGAUGUUAGUUCUGCUCGGUGUUGCAUUCUAACUAAUUCUGGUCAUUGACUGAGGUUGUCUGAUGUUUCAUUCUACAGCAUGAUUACCCCUACAUAUAAUACCCUUCUCUCAUCAAAGCUCUUUCAACUAACAUGACUUUCUAAGCAAAGAAUUUAGAGGAUAUUAACCAGGACGUUUGGAAAUAGAUUUUUGUAAAGUUUUUGAAACACAAGAAGUAAAAUUUAAAAUUAAAGUGAAUUUCCUUAAAUUCUCCUGAGAUUGUACAAAUACCAGUACAACACUGGUGUAUGCCACGUUUUGGUGAAUUAUACCUUGAAGAGGAAUCCUUGUUUUAAGAAUAUAUUGGUUGGAAAUGAACAUUGCUUGCUUUGCAGGGAAACAGUAUCCUUGUCAUAACGCUAUCUGUCAAAGUCGUUCCAUGCAGUUUUAAAAUGUAUCCUGUUUUCCUUCCAUUCCAACUUUUGGGAUUUUUUUUUAAAUCCUUUCAUUUGGAGGACAUGGUGAUAUACUAGAAAAUUGCUCUUUUAUUUCAUGACAACAUUACAAAUGUUAAAUUCUCUCAAAAGUUAUUUGAAUGCAGUUUUUAAUAUCAAAACAGAAGCUCAGGAUCUAUUUAAACAAUCUUUCAUUUGCAGAGAUUUAAAAUGAUGAAUGAAGUAAUGUCACAAAUUGAUCACAAAACACAAUUCACAAAGUAAAGGGUGGUGAGUUUUCUGCUUGGGGGGUUCACCAGAGCACUGGGGAGGGGUCCUGUCUGAAACAGUUUGUCUUUCUCUCCUGCAGAUAUUUCAAUGUGCAAUAAAAAGAUUCAUUUUGUGCACUACACCAUAAAUUGUUUAUCUACAUUUAUUAAAAUUGGGGCUGAAAUUUGUAUGGGUGAGUUGACUGCACGCAUUGAAAAUGUUGCUGGCAUAUAUUUUCAUUGGGAGGAGUUGCCAAGGAGGAACAGUCCUCAUUUAAAAUUGCACUUUGAUGUAUUGGAGGGAACCUAGCUUUACAAGGUUGAAUUAAUUCCCCAUAUCUCCCAAUCAAUAAAUAAAGUAGAAAUGACCACACGUUGAUCCUUAACAUAACAAAUAUUUGUCUGGCCCAAUCCUCUGAAAAGUACAGCUAUUUAAUUGUUGAUAAAAAGUAUACCUGCAUAUUGCACAUUAUCGCGUUAAGACUGCAGUAGCCAACAUGUCAAUCUUUUUAAUGAAAAAAGCAACAAGAAAUUUUCUUUGAUUUUUAUUUUUGAAUUGGGGGCAGGUUUUCAAAAAUGAAUCCGUUGAAUUUAACUGAGCCAAAGUGAUUAUCAACAUCUGACAUUUAUCUAAGUAGCACUUUGUAUUAUGUAUUCUGAUUAAUGUAAAAUUAAUAUCAUAACUUUUUUUGCCAUUAAACAUAUAAAUAUAA
Molecule: messenger RNA, 3674 nt
Organism: Leucoraja erinaceus (little skate)
Lineage: Eukaryota; Metazoa; Chordata; Chondrichthyes; Rajiformes; Rajidae
Product: BCL2/adenovirus E1B 19 kDa protein-interacting protein 3-like
Exons: 6
Coding region: 19-747 (242 amino acids)
Biological process (GO): mitochondrial outer membrane permeabilization; defense response to virus; positive regulation of apoptotic process
Cellular component (GO): mitochondrial envelope; mitochondrial outer membrane; nucleus
Source: RefSeq, a predicted model, not a curated record